AUGGCAAGAAUAACUGACGAUUUAACUAAGUUUCACUACGUGCUUUCAAACUUGGACAGACAGUACGCGGUUGAAGUGGAAGACGUCAUCACCUCACCACCGGCUACAAAAAAAUAUGAGUACCUUAAAAGCGAACUGAUUAAGCGGCUCUCCGUGUCUAAAGAGAAAAAGGUAAAACAGCUUUUACAAUCAGAAGAGUUAGCUGACCGUAAGCCUUCACAAUUCUUACGACAUCUACGACAACUAGCUGGACCUACAAUACCAGACGAUUUUCUGCGGUCCAUAUGGACAAGCCGUCUACCAGACAACCUGCAAACUAUCAUCGCGUCUCAGAUGACUUUGUCUCUUAUUGAACUGGCAGAUCUGGCUGACAGAGUCCAUGACAUCGCACCUAGUGCACCUCAGGUGGCAACAACAUCUUCAAGAGAAGACUCGGCACUGGAAAUCAUGGCUCGACAAAUAACUGAACUAACAAAACAAGUCAGCGCUCUAACGAUGGAAGUGCAUACCCGGUCCCGUUCUCGCAAUCGUCAGCAGCUCCACGAUCUUUCCAGAGCUGACACGACCGGCAGGCAUAUACCACACACCAAAACACAACACAGUACAUCACAUCCGCACCACACCAGGCCCCCCGGUUGCCUGUACUCCUCGAAGACUCGCACCUGA
Molecule: messenger RNA, 666 nt
Organism: Bombyx mori (domestic silkworm)
Lineage: Eukaryota; Metazoa; Arthropoda; Insecta; Lepidoptera; Bombycidae
Exons: 2
Coding region: 1-666 (221 amino acids)
Source: RefSeq, a predicted model, not a curated record